Messenger RNA from Hyaloscypha bicolor E, 1916 nucleotides. Its product is annotated as putative flavin-containing monooxygenase. Lineage: Eukaryota; Fungi; Ascomycota; Leotiomycetes; Helotiales; Hyaloscyphaceae. The transcript is spliced from 9 exons. Gene Ontology annotation, molecular function: NADP binding; N,N-dimethylaniline monooxygenase activity; flavin adenine dinucleotide binding. The record is from RefSeq and is a predicted model, not a curated record. The coding region runs from base 60 to 1820 and encodes 586 amino acids.
UUGCCACCGAGGUCCUCCCAAUUUCUUCAUCUGUUCCCCUUCCGACCUCCUACCCAAAAAUGUCUAAGCUUGUCAGCUUCCCCACGUCGCUCCCUUCGAAUCCCAUCCCCAACGAUACCAACGCUGCUGAAGUUGUUGCUUCCUUUGUAUCGCGGCUAGUGAAUCUGGAGCCACAGGACUUCAAAAAUGAUGCCGUAUGGCGAGAUACAUUUGCCUUGACAGGCACGUCGCGAACAUUCUACACGUCAUCCACUAUCACUGCAGCAUGGCACGAAACAACGAAAAGAUCUAAAGCGGGUUCCUUCAUUGUCGAUGACAAGGGAACAUGCACCAUUCGCUCGCCAUUUGGACCUCAUUGGAUCCAAUCACGAUUCUCCUUCGAAACGGAUGCUGUUCCUCAAACAAUUUGCACUGGGCUCAUAACUCUAGUCUUGACCGCAGACAGCGAGUGGCGAAUUUGGACUUUGAGAACUAUUCUUGAGCAACUGAAAGGGCAACCAAAUGUCGAUAUUUUAGUGAGUGUGAAUGGGACAACGAAAUUAACCAAUGGCUACAGUGAAGAGUGCCACUUUGAUUGCAUUGUCAUAGGUGGCGGCCAGGCUGGACUGAGUCAAGGUGGGAGGCUGAAAGCGUUGGGGAUAUCUUAUGUGGUGUUAGAUAAGUAUCAAGAGGUUGGCGAUAAUUGGAAGCUGAGAUAUGGGUCUGCGAGAUUACACACCCCUCGAGAAUAUUCCCAUCUUCCAUUUGAACGAACAUUCGGUCCAAAAUACCAAGAAUGGCUUACCAAAGAUGAUUUGGCAGAAGGGUUCCGACAAUGGGCUGCAAAAUAUGACCUUAAUAUCUGGACUAGAACUACUGUUCUAUUUGGAAGUUGGGAUUCCAACCGAAAGAAAUGGACACUUCGAAUCAAACGAGAAGGAGAAGACGAACAAUCUAUAACUAGCUCCUUCAUUGUCCUUGCAGGUGGCGCUGGAGGCCAGAUUCCAAAAAUGCCCGAAUUUCCGGAUCGACAAAAAUUCGAGGGUCUUGUCCUCCACUCGGCGGAAUACAAAGACGCCACCGACUGGAAAGGAAAACGUGGAGUCGUAGUCGGGACAGCCAACACUGGUCAUGAUGUAGUAGACGAUAUGGUGGAAGCAGGGUUAUCAUCCGUCACUAUGAUUCAAAGAGGAAGAACAUAUAUACUCCCUGCAGAAUACUACAAGAAGACAGCCGACGUAUUUUAUAACGCCACAGUCCCCACCGAAUUAGGCGACAGAGAGUCCCUCACACAGCCUAUGGCCAUAGUGGACUUGCUUUCACAAUGCACCUUGCACUCUAUGGCUGACGCCGAACGGCAGCGAUUUGAUAACCUCGAAGCGGCUGGAUUUAAAUUGGAUCGUUACGGAAGCAUCAUGCAUCAUUUGUACAACCGGAUGGGUGGGCAUUAUAUCGACGUUGGCACUUCGGCGAAAAUUUCAAAAAGGUUGAUCAAAAUCAAAACCUCGACACCAACCAGUUACACGGAAGCAGGAAUUCUGUUUGAUGAUGGGACAGAAUUAGAUGCGGAUGUUAUUGUUUUCGCUACCGGGUUUGAAGGGAACAUGAGGUAUCUUGUGAGAGAUAUUUUUGGGGAAGAGAUCGCAGAGCAAAUGGGUGAUUUUUGGGGGCUAGACGAAGAAGGUGAGAUAAAGGGGGCUUGGAAGGGCACUGGCCAUCCCGCAAUGUGGUAUCAUGGUGGAACGAUAGGGCAGCAGAGGUUUUACUCAAGGUUCAUUGCCCUUCAGAUCAAGGCGAAGAUGAUGGGGUUGCCCUUGGUGGUUUACGAUAAGACACCGUAAUAAACUUACGCAAAUGGAGGUACAGUUGGGCUGAAUUUCAAAAGUGAUGCGGCUUGUAUCAGAACUCAAAGCUCCAAGCCCUCUGGAAUAGCCUGG